This is a messenger RNA of Thunnus maccoyii (southern bluefin tuna), 5314 nucleotides long. It is a transcript of the gene pdgfrb, whose product is annotated as platelet-derived growth factor receptor, beta polypeptide. Gene Ontology annotation, molecular function: ATP binding; platelet-derived growth factor binding; platelet-derived growth factor beta-receptor activity. The transcript is spliced from 25 exons. The record is from RefSeq and is a predicted model, not a curated record. NCBI's taxonomy places the organism in Eukaryota, Metazoa, Chordata, Actinopteri, Scombriformes, Scombridae. Gene Ontology annotation, cellular component: signaling receptor complex. Gene Ontology annotation, biological process: protein phosphorylation; positive regulation of kinase activity; cell chemotaxis. The coding region runs from base 660 to 3959 and encodes 1099 amino acids.
CUUUAUAGAUUUACUGCCGAGGAGUUCAAAAGUAUCAUCGUGACGUCACGUUUUACCUGGGACCCACCUGCCUGCUACUCUUGGCGACGGCAGAAGAGAGAGCUGACAGGAAAUGAGAGAGGAAGGAUGACAUGCAACAAACAUCAUCAGCGUCUUUAACCCCUACAGGCCACCAGGACGUUUUACUUUUCCCUCCCUCCUCUCCCUCCCCACUCACUCUUACUCCAGCUUCAUCAGGGCCGGACCACUGACAGUCUCCUCUGUGUGAGUCUGUCAGGGAAGGAGUGUGUAUGUCUCUCCAUUGAGAACACUUUAAAAAAAACAAAAAAAAACAGCACUCUUUGGGAGCUUUUUCAGAGUGUGAGAGAGGAGAGGAGACCCCUAUGGUGCUGUGAUUUGACUAAACAAACAGCCGUGCUCUGAGCGGUACCUCCUCCAGCGGACUCCCGGGACAGCAGAGAUUAACCUCGCAGCCCUCUGACUCUGAACAUCUGAGACAUCUGUACAUCUGAGGCAGCGGCCCCUGUAGAGAGAAACGGCUGGAAAUCUCUCCUUUGAUUUCAGAAGGAGGAGACCAACCGCUGGACAGAGAGGAAGCAGAGUGAAGACCUGUAUGAGCUUCUACGAUCACUCUUAAGAAUUGUUUGAAGGCUUCCACCAUGAGAAGUGUGACCAUCUGCACGCUCCAUCUGGCCGUCACAGUUACAGCUCUUCUGUAUCUCUGCACUGAGUCAUGUUGCCUGGAGAUCUCACCUGGCGACAGAGAGCUCGUCCUGGCUGAGGGCUCCCAUCUCACUCUUUUCUGCUCCGGCUCAGAAAAGGCAACCUGGGUAUUUAAGAGGAACGACGUGACAACUUAUUUUGUGAAACCAGAUGACAGCAGCUACGAAAUCAAGAAAAUCAACACCACGUCUAGCGUUUUGAACAUGUGGAACUUGAGCUGGAAGAACACAGGGGUGUAUCAGUGCAGUGAUGAACACACUGGAGAAACAAAGGAGGUGGCUGUUUUUGUCCCAGACCGUGAUGUGUGGUUCAUUGAAAACUCUCAUGGCAUGGUAACAAAGACCAGUGAGGAAAGCACCAUCCCCUGUGUGGUCACCAACCCAAACAUCAGUGUCACCCUGUAUGACAGGGACACCGAUGUCCCCGUCAAGGGUGUGUAUGUUCCUACUGAGGGGUACAAAGCACGGCUGGAGGACAGGACCUACAUUUGUCGUGGAGAGCUGAACGGUGAAAUUAGAGAGUCUCAGGCCUUCUACGUCUUCAGUGUUGUUGUCCCAGAGACCAUCGACGCCUACGUUAACGCAUCAAAGACCGUCCUGAAGAAGGGAGAACCGCUGACAGUAAACUGCACAGUGCAUGGAGUGGAGCUGGUGUUUUUCUCCUGGGAUUACCCCAACAAAGAGGUUGUUGAAGUUGAGCCGCUGACAGAUGUCCUGACCGCCACUAUCAUGCGCUCUUGCCUGAUAUUCCCUCAAGCUCAAAUGGUCAACAGCGGAAUCUACGUCUGCCAUGUCCAAGAGGGUGUCCUAGACCAGACUGCCUCUGCCAGCAUCAACAUCACUGUGCUCGAGCGAGGUUUUGUGGAUAUGAGGCCUGCUCAGCGACAAAACAUUACAGCCAAGUUGCAAGAGAACGUGGAGCUGAGAGUGGAGAUUGAGGCCUACCCUCCCCCUCAGGUUAGCUGGAGCAAAGACGGCACCACCAUCAAGGGAGACAAAACCAUCACAACCAGACAAGAGCAUGAGAUUAGGUAUGUCAGUAUUCUCACUUUGGUGAGAGUGAGGACGGAGCAGAAAGGCCUCUACACCGUCCUUGUCACCAACGGAGAUGACACAAAGGAAGUGACCUUUGACCUGGAGGUCCAAGUUCCCUCUCAGAUUAAAGACCUGACUGACCACCACCUCCCUGGGAAGAGACACUUGGUGACCUGCCUAGCUGAGGGGGUCCCAACCCCGACCAUACAGUGGUACAGCUGUGACAGCAUGCUCAAGUGUAGCAACCAGACAGCGAUAUGGCACCCCUUGAUACCAGAGCCAGAGGUGCUGAGCAUCCAGACAAACGUCAGCCACAGCGAGACUCGUAAAAUCAGCCAGGUGCGGAGCCGCCUGACCUUCCACAAGCCCCAGCAGGUCACAGUUCGCUGUGAAACCAGCAACCAGGCAGGGCUCGUCGACAGGAGAGACGUCAAACUGGUGUCCAGCACUCUGUUCUCCCAGGUGGCAGUAUUGGCUGCAGUUCUAGCCUUAGUGGUCAUCGUCAUCAUGUCUAUCAUCAUCCUCAUCGCUGUGUGGAGAAAGAAACCUCGGUAUGAGAUCAGAUGGAAGGUGAUAGAGUCUGUGAGCCAGGACGGUCAUGAGUACAUCUAUGUGGACCCUAUCCACCUGCCCUAUGACCUGGCCUGGGAAAUGCCCCGAGACAACCUGGUGCUAGGUCGCACUCUUGGAUCAGGAGCCUUUGGCAGGGUGGUCGAGGCAACUGCAUAUGGUCUCACCCAUUCCCAGUCCAGCACAAAAGUGGCAGUGAAAAUGCUGAAAUCUACAGCCAGGAGGAGUGAGACUCAGGCUCUGAUGUCAGAGUUGAAGAUCAUGAGUCACCUGGGUCCUCACCUCAACAUUGUGAACUUGCUGGGAGCUUGCACCAAACAUGGUCCUCUUUACCUGGUGACUGAGUACUGUCGCUAUGGUGACCUGGUGGACUACCUGCACAGGAACAAGCACACCUUCCUGCAGUACUACGCAGAGAAGAACCAAGACGACGGCUGCCUUAUCUCAGCAGGAAGCACUCCGCUCAGCCAGAGGAAAGGCUAUGUGUCUUUCGGAAGUGAGAGUGAUGGAGGAUACAUGGACAUGAGUAAAGAUGAGCCCUCAGUCUACGUGCCCAUGCAGGAGCAAAUAGACACCAUCAAGUAUGCAGACAUCCAGCCCUCUCCAUAUGAGUCACCCUACCAGCAGGACCUCUACCAGGAACAAGUUGGCGGCAGAUUGGACCUGGUCAUCAGCGAUUCUUCCACGCUCACCUACGAUGAUCUGCUGGGCUUCAGCUACCAAGUGGCAAAGGGGAUGGAGUUCCUCGCCUCCAAGAAUUGCGUUCAUCGUGACCUCGCUGCAAGGAACGUGUUGAUCUGUGAGGGCAAACUGGUGAAGAUCUGCGACUUUGGCCUGGCCAGAGACAUCAUGCAUGAUUCCAACUACAUCUCCAAAGGCAGCACCUUCCUGCCCCUGAAGUGGAUGGCACCAGAAAGUAUUUUCCAUAAUUUGUACACAACCCUGAGCGAUGUGUGGUCAUACGGCAUCCUUCUUUGGGAAAUUUUCACACUGGGAGGAACGCCCUACCCCGAUCUGCCCAUGAAUGAGUUGUUCUACAGCGCUUUGAAGAGAGGCUACCGAAUGACCAAACCCGCCCACGCCUCCGAUGAAGUUUAUGAAAUCAUGAAGAAGUGCUGGGAUGAGAAGUUCGAGAAGAGGCCUGAGUUCUCCUUUCUUGUGCACAGCGUGGGGAAUAUGCUGACGGAAAGCUACAAAAAGAGAUACAGCCAAGUCAACGACAACUUCCUGAAAAGUGACCAUCCGGCAGUCGCCCGCACCAAGCCCCGACUCUCCUCACCUUUUCCAAUUGCCAAUCCAGCUUUCGGCUCCCCCUCACCCGUCAACCUCUCCUUCCCUGCGGACCCCUAUGACCAGAGCUCCAGCCCCAGAGACUUCAGACAAGAGGCAGACACACAGGAAGUCAUAACUUCAUACAAUGAGUACAUCAUCCCCAUCCCAGACCCUAAGCCAGAGGAAGCCUUCACUGAGGAAAGUCCUGCAAGCUCUCUUGCUCUGGAGGAGGAGACCGACUCCAUGUCGCAAGACACGGCUGACACCCUUCCAGAGGAGGACAGGCUGGAGGAGACCAGCGAGAGAGACGCUCUGCUGGGCUCCUCCGGAACGCCUGAGGAGGAAGACAGCUUCCUGUAGCCACAUGUAGGAUCCCUGGGAAUACAGUGCCCUUUUCUGGGGCUUUUUUUAUAAACACGCCUGAAAAAAGGGAACAUGACUAAACUAGAAUGUAGCAAAAUUGUGACUGAGAAGGCAAUCUUUGUAUUUCCACUAAGCACUCUAAAAGUUUUGCCCUUCUUUGAGUUUUUUUUUUUUUUUUAAUUUUUUUUAUCACACUUAGUACCUCUGAAACAGAACAGUUAGAAAUAAUGAGCAUGAUGUUAUCAUCCAAUCAGUAUUAGAAGCUUGCCAAGAUAUUAACACGGUACUCUCUUCACACUUUUAUAGAAUCAAUUUAUUGUACGUACAGAUGUCUGAUACAGUCUUUUUAGAUUUGCUUUAUUUAGUCAUAUUUCUGUUUUUGGCUCAUUUUGUUAAAUAAUAAAAAUCAAUGAUCACAAGCAGUGUAAUAGUGAGAAGUGGGGGCUUCUUUUUGUAGAAUAGAGUCGAUAUGACAUAUGAGUUUUAUAUGAGUUUUUAUAUAACAAAACAAUAAUCACAAACCAUAAAGAAAUAUGCUCAUAUAAAAACCAAACACCAUCCAGACAAGAACAAAAUGCCUACAGACUCCCUACAUAUGCAGUUUUGUGAACAACAGACUCUACAUGCACUGUUUUAAUAUGAGAUAUACCUUCUUUUUAGUAGAAGUUUCAGAAAUCAGAAAAUUUCUUCUUUUGUGAGAACAAUAUGAAAUGUUUUUGUCUUUUGUGAAUUUUGAAUAGCAUAUUGAAUUUUGAAUUGUUGUUAUUGUGUAGGUUUAAUCCAUAGUUCUGUGCCCGAUUUGCACUUUAUUUAGAAAAAUGUGGAUAUUCAUGAUAAAGAUAUAAAUGUACACUAUGUUACAGAUAAAAUACAAAUUAGAAUCAUUGAAAACUUUUUUGAUUUGAAUAUGUGUAUGUUACAGUGAAUAUGACACCCAGUUUCUGUGAUGACUCCUAAGUGAAAAUAAUACAUACAGCGAAUCACUGCCUGAGCACAAGAUGGCACAAAUGAGUGCUUUUGUGUAGAUUGGAUAGAACAGAUUUUUUGUCUUGCAGCUACUGUAUUGUUGCUUGCUGAUAUGAAGGGCUACUGUACUCAAGAAACCUAGAUAGCCAUAUGUGUACAUGUGCCUAAAAAUGACACUUUUUCCUCUUCUGUUAUGUUGUAUAACAUUCACUUACACAAUGUCUACUUUCAACACUUAGUUCACCAUUUCCAUUGUUUCCUAUUGCAAUUUUAAAUGCACAAGAUCACUGUAUGACAAGCUAUGGUACCAAAGCUCAACUUUACGUUGACAAAUGUAUUUUUAUAUGUGUCUUUUUGUAUGUUGUAAAUGUGACAAUAAACGUGUA